AUGCCAUCUGCUAUCAUCACUGGCGCGACAGGUAUCCUUGGCCGCGAGAUUGUGACCGAGCUCGGCCAAAACCCCCAGCAAUGGCCUACUGUGCACGCGCUGUCCCGCUCCAAGAAGGACACCUACCCCGAAAAUGUCAUCCACAACCACAUUGACCUGACCGGCAACGCCGAGGAAAUGGCCAAAGACCUGAAGAAUGUCGAGGGAGAAUACAUCUUCUUCUCGGCAUAUCUGCAAAAGACCACCGAGGAGGACAACACCAAGGUUAAUGGCGACAUGCUCGAAAACUUCCUCAAGGCCCUCGAGAUCAACGGCAGCAUCUCCAAAGUCAAGCGCAUCAUCCUCGUCACCGGCUGCAAGCAAUACGGCGUGCACCUCGGCGCGACCAAAAACCCAAUGGUGGAAACAGACCCAUGGCUUCCAGAGCCUCGCUACCCCCCGAACUUCUACUACCGCCAGCAGAUGAUCCUGCAAACCUACAGCCAAAACCACAACCUCGAAUGGGUAGUGACGUACCCGAACGACGUGAUCGGCUUCGCCAAAGGCAACUUCAUGAACCUCGCCACGUCGGUGGGGCUAUACGCGGCCGUGAGCAAAGAGCUAGGCCACUCACUCGCCUUCCCGGGCAGCGCACGCUUCUACACCGGCUUCGACUGCUUCACGCACUCGCGCCUACACGCCCAGUUCUGCGCCUGGGCGGCGCUGGAGCCGCGCGCCGCGAACCAGGCCUUCAACGUCGUCAACGGCGACACCGAGUCCUGGCAGAACCUGUGGCCGAAGCUGGCGCGCCGCUAUGGCCUCACGGUUGCCCCGGACCAAUUUUCCCGCAAGUCGCCUGACGCCUCGUCUAUGCCGUUGGCGGAGAAGCCGCCCGUCUCGGUCCGUGAGUCCGAGCUGGGUAUUCAGUCGACCCAGAGCGCGGUCGAGGCCGCGAUUGAUCUUGAGACUUGGAGCCAGAAGGCGGAGGUUAAGGAGGCGUGGGACCGGCUGGCUGCGAGGGAGGGCCUGGAGAAGGACGCUUUUGAAAAGGCGACGUGGGCGUUUUUGAAGUUCGUCUUGGGCCGUAACUACGAUUUGGUUAUCAGUAUGAACAAGGCGAGGAGCUGUGGCUGGACGGGCUAUAUUGAUACGUGGGAGAGCUUGGAGAAAACGUUUGAUGAGUUGGAGGAGGCGAAGAUUCUGCCCAAGCACAAGUAA
Messenger RNA from Aplosporella prunicola CBS 121167, 1197 nucleotides. RefSeq lists its product as uncharacterized. Bases 1 to 1197 code for a protein of 398 amino acids. The record is from RefSeq and is a predicted model, not a curated record. NCBI's taxonomy places the organism in Eukaryota, Fungi, Ascomycota, Dothideomycetes, Botryosphaeriales, Aplosporellaceae. The transcript has 3 exons.